Molecule: messenger RNA, 812 nt
Organism: Rhincodon typus (whale shark)
Lineage: Eukaryota; Metazoa; Chordata; Chondrichthyes; Orectolobiformes; Rhincodontidae
Exons: 6
Coding region: 57-812 (251 amino acids)
Biological process (GO): regulation of gene expression
Cellular component (GO): nucleus; membrane
Source: RefSeq, a predicted model, not a curated record
GCCCAGAGAUAAAGCAGGGGCACAGCAGGCUGCAAAACUCCCCGGCAUCGAGAGUCAUGGAGAGAGUUCCUAUAAUGGUGCUUCUCCUCCGCCUGUCCCUGCUCUCUCUUGUGUUCAGCUCAGCCGCGGCUCAUCAGGCUGAAGCUGUCAGCGAACUGGGUCACACCCUUGCGCCCACCAGAGACAGCCAUGCCACCCUGAUCAACCCAGAAUCUUCCCAGAGCACCGGGAAAUCACAGAGCACAGUGAGAACGACUACACAGAUCCACAGCAGGAAUGACAGAGCACGCCACAGGACUUCAUACUUACUGAAUGACAUGGUCUCACUGAGCCUGGUUAUCAUCUGUGCCGUGACUGGCCUCUUUGGACUGGGAGUCGCAGGUUUGUGCUGGUACAGGCUGCAGAAGGAGGUGAGACAGGCUCAGAAGGCGGCCUAUGAUGGGAACAAGAAGCCUCAGCUCCAGGUAGGCAACUGGGCCCGGACCCUGUCGGACAAGGAAAGCCCGGGAGGGAACGGUGCGGCGGGAGAGCAUCGGCAGUCCCUUUGGUUUGAGAGAAAGAAGAGAGGGCGGCCUCGGAAACAUCCCCUGGGCAGCAUCCCGCUGGGUUCGAAGGUCAUGUGCAAGGUUUUCACGCACACGCUGUACACAGCGGAGCAAUGUGCCGCUGAGCGGUGCCACUUACCGCAGGAGGACACCGUGGAGUGGGUGCAAUGUGAUGACUGUGAUGCCUGGUACCAUGUGGCCUGCGUCGGCUGUAAUUACACCGCCAUGAAAGAGGCUUCAGCUGAGUUCCACUGUGGUUGCACAUAA